Messenger RNA from Stereum hirsutum FP-91666 SS1, 3375 nucleotides. RefSeq lists its product as uncharacterized. The transcript has 9 exons. Gene Ontology annotation, cellular component: nucleus. Gene Ontology annotation, biological process: regulation of DNA-templated transcription. Bases 153 to 3371 code for a protein of 1072 amino acids. The record is from RefSeq and is a predicted model, not a curated record. Gene Ontology annotation, molecular function: zinc ion binding; DNA-binding transcription factor activity, RNA polymerase II-specific. Lineage: Eukaryota; Fungi; Basidiomycota; Agaricomycetes; Russulales; Stereaceae.
CUUCAGGCAGUUCAGAGGUCCAACCAGGGCGAGACAGGAGGCGAUUGGCUAGUCGAAGACUGGCAAAUGAGCGGAUCUUCUAAACGCAAUCCCUAAAAGGGUUGAUAAAGAUUCUAGGCGCACGCAUUCCAAGGCUAGAUCGCAAGACCUCGAUGUCAGCCCGGCGGCGUGUCCAAUAUCGCCCCACCUCAUCUUCAUCCUCAUCUUCCAUCUGCUCUUCCAGUGAGAAUAGUAGAGCCUCGUCUUGCUUCAUGUUCACCAAAGACAGAGCAAAACACACCAUUUCCCGUUUCAGAUUUAUGUCCACGUGUUCGAACUGUCGGACAAGAAAAAUCCGAUGUGAUGGAGCGAGCCCGGUAUGCGGCCAGUGCAAAGCCAAGCAUAAAGAUGGCCCAUGCGAUUACGAUCCGCCGGCUCCAUCCCCGGCCACAAAUGUUCUCCUACCCAAAGGUGAAGCGUGUAAUCCCUGUCGGAAAAAGAAAAAGAAAUGCACUGGCGAGCGCCCUGUCUGCACCACCUGCGCGAACGGAAAGGGCAACGAAGAAUGCAAGUAUCCAGAGCCCGAGCACGAUACCGACUCCGUUCGUCACCGGAACCGUCAGCUCGAACAACGUCUGCAAAAGUAUGAAUACAUCAUUCCGCAGACGCCACGCCGACCCUCUUUGUCUACAAAGAAGCGUAGCUCGACCGCGAACGGGAUGACUGGACGUCAUGUCUCCUUCAGCACGGACACGACGGCAUCCACGCACCCUCGAAAUGUAGACAUCCGUAUGGACGAGGGCCCACGGCCCAGUCAUGACUCGAUGCCUUCCACCAGCUCUUCUGUCACAGAACGCCCUAGCAGUCCUGGAAGCCCGGACAUCCCACUGGCUUCAGUUGUCUCGCAACGUUCCCAAGCGCAGUCCUCAUGGUCAGACUCAAGCUCCCAACACAUGAGUGCACCCGCCGCUCUCCCAUAUCCGGCCGAAUCCUUUACAAUCCCUUCGCAAUACGGAAACCCUACUUGGCAGCACCAGCCCCUUGGAUCAAGCAGCUCUCUCGCGCACGCUCUUUCGCCACCUUCACAUACGUCGGCUCCGUCGACAAGCACCUUCGUUCCCUCAGCCUACAUCGAGCCCGUACCCCAAUACGCUGCCGGCCCUUCUUCGUCACAACCAACAAACUUUCUCACGUCAUGGAGGGACUCCCAGCAACCUCAGACAUCAGACCCGAGUCAGCAGCCGUCGACGUCUUGGACAGCGCAAGAUUUCGACCUCGUGUCCUUCCUGUCCUCUGGCUCGACGACUGCGUCUCAGCCGCAGGCGGGAGUGCACAUAUCUCCCCAAACAGACUUCGAUAACCACUCUCCUGACCAGUCCAGUGAAUGGUUCCCCUUGGACAUGGCCUACGAUUGGGCGGCAUGGCUCGAUGCACCGGAGCCAUUAGGCUUCAUUACCGACUCGGUCACGGCCACAGUUCCGGAUCAGCCAACGUCAUCCUACCAGGCGGCUCCCCAAUCUCAAGGGCAACUUCAAAGUCAAGAAUACGCCGGUAUGGUCCCGCCACAACCGCCACAGCAGCAGCAACAAUCGUUUAGCCACAUUCCCGAUCUGGGCGCUGCGUGGUACAAUGGCCAGUUGGUCUCGGGCGGUCUUCCAAAUCCGGGCAUGGUGUCGUCCACGGCCGCUAGGAUAGAGGGCCUCGGGGUCAAUCCGAACCCGACCACGCCCAUGGAUCCGCUACCACAGGCUCAGGGCCAAGCGCAACGUGUGAUGCCUCCUGCCCCGGGCUAUAUGCCUCCUCACCAUGCGUUCGGUGCUUCGCCGCCCGCGGCUGUUAUACAAAGCUCGGCUUGGGUACAUAUGCCUCCCAUACAGUAUCCCGUCCCGUCGUUCGCCCCAGGAGGUUCUUCAACUGCCGCUUUGAACCAGCAGCAUCAGCAGCAGCAUAAUCCAAUGUCGGGCUUUAACGUCAACGCCAUGCCUUCUUCGUCGUCGAAGCCUCUUGGUCCAUACGAUCAUAUCAAGCGUCCAAGUCGUCCUCUUCUCGCGGAAUGCAUGACUCGCGAUCAUCAGGCUACUCUGCGUUCCGUGUUCUUUAAGCAUGGCGUCCAAAUGGGUGUUCGACUUACUCAAGCCAAGCUUAACGCUCUCGCCGAUGGUGAUCUCUCCGGCAAAGUCAUCCACCCCAUCUUCGUCCACCUCGCCCACCUCUACGGCUCUAUGCUCCUUAGACGCGAUCCCGACGACGUCCCCAGCUCCCUGUACCCGGACGAAGAGCUAUCCUAUCUCACCGUCAUCCUCGACGCGCUUCAUUCAUCGUCUCUCGAGACGAUCGAUCCGGUGUUCCGGGUCCGCGCGCAUGGGCUGUUGGCGUUGUAUUUCUAUUAUAAGAGGGAUGUGUUUCCGGCGAGGGAUCAAAUGGACAAUGCGGCCAGACUGAUCGAGAGUGAGGGCUUGAAGAUCGAGAGGGUUGAACUUGGCCAGGCUAGCACGAUGGUGGCAGUCGGAAAUCUGAGUCGAGGAACGACGAGGGAGACUAUUGCGCUUAUGGCCGCCGUGAGUGAGGAGGAUGAGAAGAGAAGCAUCUUGGCACAUAUGGUCUAUGUGGAUAGGUGUGCGGAGGCGUUGAUGAAGAGCGCGCCGCAGAUUCCGAAGCGGUUGGAUGGGGAGUUUAUGGUCUUGAUGCGCAAUGCGAAUCCUCCUUUGGAUCCGCUCAAUUCGGUUCUUAUGCGUACGAGCAGUAUCUUGCUUCUGUGCGAGACGCGAGACUUUAUGCAACAGUGGAGCAGAUGGGCAGUCGCUCAUACGCCGCUUCUGCAUUGGUACGCACAGUACACGAGCCUCGUCGAGCGUAUCCUUAUGUUACUCGCCACCAUCGAACUCUCCACUUCUCGAAUGUCGCUCGCCUUCCACGAUCACGAGAGCAUCCUGGCCCUCAAAUGCUGCACCAUCAUUCUCCGUACCGCGCUGAUCAACAUGUACACGUUGUUGACACACGGGCUCAACCAUUUCGAGAGCCAGCAUAAGGUGGUGAGCGAGGCGGUCCAGAUCACGAGCUUGAGCGACACGUUCAAGGCUGCCGAUUAUGAGAUCUUGGAUCCUAUCCUCUCGAUGUGUUGGAACCUCGCCAAACUCGUCCUCGGCCGCGAACUGAAGCGUGUCAAAACGCUGAGCCAACCUUCCCGACACAACGCCCCCCAGCCCGACCUCGGGAUUCACGCCAAGCACCUCCCGUUCUUGCUAGCUUCGCUACGCAUGUACACGCGCAUGUUGAUAGCCUCAGUUCCGUAUGUUAAGGAGGAGGUCCCGGAAGACAAGCAAGGAGAGGGCGAUGUAGAUAUAUCAGGGCUGGACAUUACUGGAGAGGGGGGUAUGGACGAUGGUCGCUGACCGG